Molecule: messenger RNA, 2442 nt
Organism: Hyla sarda
Lineage: Eukaryota; Metazoa; Chordata; Amphibia; Anura; Hylidae
Product: galectin-9C-like
Exons: 18
Coding region: 273-2267 (664 amino acids)
Biological process (GO): negative regulation of CD4-positive, alpha-beta T cell proliferation; negative regulation of type II interferon production; positive regulation of gene expression
Cellular component (GO): nucleus; cytosol
Molecular function (GO): galactoside binding; carbohydrate binding
Source: RefSeq, a predicted model, not a curated record
GAGUCACCUGUAGACCUGAGCACAAAGCCCUGCCAGCUAUAAUACAUGGUCACUACGAUAAGGGUGACUGGUUGACCCUAAACUUACAAAAUGUGACUAAAGAGUCAGCAGAAGAUUACACGUUCGCGGGUCUCAUGACAGGCGACGUAAUUUUCCCUGCACAACUUCCUGACCUGCCCACUAGGCGGAGCUCUGGGCGGCAUUCUCAGGGAGCCCGUUAAUAAGUAGCGUUCUCCUCAGGUUCUGCUUGGAGCAUCUCUGUACGAGCCGCCAUGUCACACGGUCCCUUCUACAAUCCCCCCGUUCCAUUCAGCACCCAUCUUCACAAUGGCAUCCAUGAUGGCACCCUCAUUGUUGUCAGUGGCGCUGUCCUCCAUUCAGGUGACAGGUUUGCCAUAAAUUUCAAGUGUGGAGAUGAUAACAUUGCCUUGCAUUUCAAUCCACGUUUUGAUGGAGCAUAUAUUGUUUGUAACACAUUGGAGCAUAAAAAGUGGGGGAAGGAAGAACACAAGCGGGAGAUGCCUUUUCAUAAGGGACAACCUUUUGAAAUCCGGAUCCUGGCUACAAACCAUGCAUACAAAGUUUCUGUGAACAGAAAUCACCUUUUGGAAUAUCAUCAUAGAAUUCCUCUCCACAAAGUCAACACUAUAGAAAUCAGUGGCUGUAUUAGUCUAACAAGUGUUGAGAUACAAGGACAGGGGGGUGGAUUCCCCCAUGAACCUUUUCCGGGUGGACAAAUGCAGAAUCCAGCAUAUCCACCAGGAUACUCCCACGGCUUUCCUCCCGGUGCUGGAUGCAAUCCUGCUCAAUUCAACCCUGGCCAGUUUUCAUCUGCAAAUUAUGCAAUCCCUUACAAGACUAACAUCUAUGGAGGCCUGUUUCCUUCCAAGGUGAUUGUCAUCAGAGGAGCUGUUGGUGCCCACCAUCCAAAGAGAUUUGAUGUCAAUCUGAAGUUUUGCGGGGGAACUGCCUUUCAUUUUAAUCCAAGGUUUGAUGAAUGCACUAUAGUCCGUAAUAGUUAUCUGAAUAACCAGUGGGGAAGUGAGGAGCGGCAAUUGCCUAGCUCUGGAAUGUGUUUUGCACCCGGGCAGAGCUUUGUGAUUGAAAUAGUUUGUGAACACCAUCAUUUUAGAGUGAAUGUGAAUGGAAACCAUGUGUGCAACUACAAUCACCGUGUGCCGCAUCUCCAGCAAAUAGACACCCUGGAAAUUAAUGGCGAUGUUGUUCUGCAGCAUGUUCAGAUCCACUGUGUUCUUGAGUGGGCAAGAAUGUACAGCUCUAUCUUUCAUGCCUGCGCUUGUCAAGGGUUGCUGAGGUCCAGUGAGUGUGCUUCUUAUGAAUCUUUAGCCAUGAAGUGCUUCCAAGCCACUGCAACCAACCAGCUUCACAGACCCGUUCCAUUCAGCACCCAUCUUCAGAGUGGCAUCCAUGAUGGCACCCUCAUUGUUGUCUGUGGCGCUGUUCUCCAGUCAGGUGACAGGUGGGACAUGAAUUUCAAGUGUGGUCCUGGUGAAAAGGAUGACAUUGCCCUCCAUUUCAAUCCACGUUCUGAUGGAGAAUAUGUUGUUUGCAACACAUUUGAACAUGAACUUUGGGGGGAAGAAUUAAAAAAGCAAGAGAUGCCAUUUCAUAGGGGACAACCUUUUGAAAUCCGGAUCCUGGUUACAGACCAUGAAUACAAAGUUUCGGUAAACAGAAAUCACUUUUUGGAAUAUCCUCACAGAAUUCCUUUACACAGAGUAAACACUUUAGAAAUCAAUGGCUGUAUUAGUCUAACAAGUGUUGAGAUACAAGGACAGGGGCCAGCAUAUCCACCACAGCCAGGAUACUCCCCUCUGUUUGCUCCUGAUGCUGAAUACUAUACAAUCCCAUACCAAACUAAAAUCGAUGGAGGCCUGUUUCCUUCUAAGGUUAUUGUCAUCAGAGGAGCUGUUUCUGCAAAUAAUCCGAAGAGAUUUCAUGUCAACUUGAGCUUUGGCAAGGAAAUUGCCUUUCAUUUUAAUCCAAGAUUUAAUGAAGACACUAUAGUCAGGAACAGUCAUCUAAAUAACCAGUGGGGAUGUGAGGAGCGGCAAUUGCCUAGCUCUGGAAUGUGUUUUGCACCCGGACAGAGCUUUGUGAUUGAAAUAGUUUGUGAACACCAUCAUUUUAGAGUGAAUGUGAAUGGAAACCAUGUGUGCAACUACAAUCACCGUGUGCCGCAUCUCCAGCAAAUAGACACCCUGGAAAUUACUGGCGAUGUUGUUCUGCAGCAUGUUCAGAUCUAGAGUUCUCAUUCUGCUCGCUGCAAUUACUGCUUCUCUAAGUGGUUAUUCCUUUGCUGCAUCCAUAUUUAGAAUUUUGUGCUAUACAUAAAAAUCUUUAGAUUAUAUAAUGGUAUUAUAGGAAUAGGCUAAUCUUUUUCAUGAGCUGGAAAUUGUUAUAAACCGAAUUAAAUUGCAA